Rhodamnia argentea is the source of this 1287-nucleotide messenger RNA. RefSeq lists its product as uncharacterized. The record is from RefSeq and is a predicted model, not a curated record. Lineage: Eukaryota; Viridiplantae; Streptophyta; Magnoliopsida; Myrtales; Myrtaceae. Bases 432 to 1121 code for a protein of 229 amino acids. The transcript has a single exon.
CACUUUCCCCCUCCCUGCCCACACCUAACCCUUUUCUCUCUCUACAGAUCUUCUACUCUUCUAUCUCUCUCUCCCCACCCCCUCGAAACUAUAAAUCCAGUCGCCCCACUUUGCCCCCAUUACCACGGACACCUACGACUUUCUCUCUCUCUAUCUCCCAAGCCAAAUCUCUCUCUCUCUCUCUCUCUCUCCUCCCCACUUAGCAAACUACCUUUCUUGCUCGAUUUUCCUUUUCAUUUUCUCGGGAAAAUUGAUCCACCCACUAUAUAACCGAACUUUUCCUCAACCAUCCCACUUCGACCUAUACGUCAUCCUCUCUACCCCCCACUCUCUCUCUCUCCGCGCGCGGGUUGACCUUCAUUCGCCUCGCGACUGUGUUCCUUUGAAACUGAGGACGUUUCUCUCGCCUGUUUCUCUGCCUCCCCGCGAUAAUGGAAGAGAAGGAGGACAAGAAGCGAGCGCGGGAUGACUCCGCCGUCGACUCGCCCGAGUCGAACCUCACUCGGGUCGACUCGGCCGGUUCGGAUCUCGGCUCUCCCGAGUCGAAGCGGGCCCGAGCCGUCCCCGACCCGAAUCUCGACUCGGCCAACUCGGAUCUGUGCUCGCCGGAGGCGAAGCGGAUACAGUACGACCUGCUUGACAUACUCGACGACCCGGAGGGCGUCACGGACCGGGAUCCAGCGAUCCAAGGCCUCGAUUCCGUCAUCAGAAGCUUCGAGGAGGAGAUACUCGUCCCUCCGGCGCCUUCGGCUCUAGAUCUGAGCUUCGAGGCGGCCGAGACCCGGUCGGAGCUCGGUUACCUGCUGGAAGCUUCCGACGACGAGCUCGGCCUCCCUCCGAGCUUCGUCUCCUCCGCCGAAGACGACGGAAAGGUCGCCGACGGCGAGUUACCGACGCCGGCGGGCCUCGGGUUCGGCGAGACGAUGGCCUUUGAGAACGACAUGUCGGGCUACGACUCAUUCGAGUUUGUGCCCGAGGCUACUAGCAACGGCAAUAAUAGCCAUGCAACGGGCAACGAGUUCGUGACGUUAGGCGGGUUGUUCGAUUUCCCGGAAGGUAGUUGUGAACCGGACGAGGGGCCGGAGAUGUUGUGGCGGCCGGAGUCUUUGCCGGCGAUUUGACCGGUCCUUUUUUUUUUUUGAAAAAAAUUCCCCCGGGGGGCGUUUCGGGUCGGCGGGCGUUUUAUGGGCGCCGGAACGUUUCCGACAACGCAUACGGUGUUGAUAUUUCAUAGGUUGUACAUGUCCCCACAAAAAGAAGAAAAUCAUGAUUCAGUGUUCCCGUGAA